Messenger RNA from Indicator indicator, 852 nucleotides. It is a transcript of the gene FRRS1L, whose product is annotated as ferric chelate reductase 1 like. The transcript has 5 exons. Gene Ontology annotation, biological process: regulation of glutamate receptor signaling pathway. The record is from RefSeq and is a predicted model, not a curated record. NCBI's taxonomy places the organism in Eukaryota, Metazoa, Chordata, Aves, Piciformes, Indicatoridae. The coding region runs from base 1 to 852 and encodes 283 amino acids.
AUGGCGGUGCGGAGCUGCAGCGCUUGGCGGCGGCUGCUGCUGCUGCUGCUCCUGGCCGGCUCCGCCGCCAGCCCGGCGGAGGAGGGUGGCGGGCGGCGGGAGGCGGGCGGCGCGGAGCACGGCGAGGAGGCGGCGCAGCCUCCCCACGACUCCUCGUACGGCACCUUCGCAAGCGAGUUCUACGACCUGCGCUACCUCUCCGAGGAGGGUUACCCUUUCCCUACUGCUCCUCCUGUGGAUCCAUUUGCGAAAAUCAGAGUGGAUGACUGUGGGAAAACCAAGGGAUGCUUCAGGUAUGGUAAACCUGGAUGCAAUGCAGAGACUUGUGACUACUUUCUGAGUUACCGCAGAAUAGGAGCUGAUGUUGAAUUCGAGUUGAGUGCUGAUACUGAGGGCUGGGUGGCAGUCGGAUUUUCCUCAGACAAGAAAAUGGGAGGAGAUGAUGUCAUGGCCUGUGUUCAUGAUGAUAAUGGAAGAGUUCGAAUCCAGCACUUCUACAAUGUUGGUCAGUGGGCUAAAGAAAUCCAGAGGAACCCUGCAAGAGAUGAAGAAGGGGUUUUUGAAAACAACCGUGUGACGUGUCGAUUCAAGCGUCCUGUCUAUGUUCCCCGAGAGGAAACCAUUGUAGAUCUACACUUGAGUUGGUACUACCUGUUUGCUUGGGGUCCAGCAAUCCAGGGUUCUAUAACUCGACAUGAUAUAGACUCACCACCUGUAUCAGAGCAUGUUGUCAGUAUUUACAAGUAUGAAGAUAUUUUCAUGCCAUCAGCUGCCUAUCAGACCUUCUCUUCUCCAUUCUGCUUGCUCCUCAUUGUUGCACUGACCUUCUAUUUAUUGAUGGGAACUCCAUGA